AAAGGGACGACAGUGCAGAGCUAUGAAUGAGUCGCUGGUGGUGAACGACUCCUCUGCGUCUCCUGUGGCUGGGGAGGCUCUCCCCUGGCUGGAGGCUGAGUCUUCGGACCACAACGGCAGCCUGCAAUUGUCUGCCGCUCCGUUUGACUUCCCCAUCAACCCGUGGGACAUCAUGCUUUGUAUGUCAGGCACGGUGAUCGCCUGUGAGAACGCUAUAGUGGUGGCAAUCAUCUUCUACACACCAACGCUAAGGACUCCCAUGUUUGUGCUGAUUGGGAGCCUGGCCACUGCGGACCUGUUGGCCGGGAUGGGAUUAAUCCUGAAUUUUGUGUUCCAGUAUGUGAUCUCCUCUGAGACCAUCAGUCUUAUCACCGUAGGCUUUUUGGUGGCCUCUUUCACUGCAUCCAUCAGUAGCCUCUUAGCCAUCACAGUGGACCGUUACUUCUCCCUCUACAAUGCCCUCACUUACUUCUCUGAGAAGACGCUGCAGUAUGUCCACCUGAUGCUGGUGGGGACCUGGGGCGUGUCUCUGUUCCUGGGCUUGCUGCCCGUCCUCGGCUGGAACUGCCUAGAUGAGCCGACCUCCUGCAGCAUCGUCCGCCCUCUGACCCGAAGCAACCUCACACUUUUGGCCACUUCCUUCUUUGCCAUUUUCGUGCUCAUGCUGACCCUGUACUUCAAGAUCUGCAAAAUAGUGUGCCACCAUGCCCAUCAGAUCGCCCUCCAGCAGCACUUUUUUGCAACAUCUCAUUAUGUGGCCACCAAGAAGGGUGUGUCCACUUUGGCUAUUAUCUUAGGGACUUUUGGUGCCAGCUGGCUCCCUUUUGCAAUUUACUGUCUAGUGGGCGAGAGGGAGUAUCCAUCAGUGUACACCUAUGCCACGCUGCUGCCAGCCACCUACAACUCCAUGAUCAACCCCAUCAUUUAUGCCUACAGAAACACAGAGAUCCAGCGCUCCAUCUACAUGCUUCUAUGUGGCUGUUUUCAAGCUAAUGGGUCCUAUAGGUCCAGGUCACCAAGUGAGGUCUGAAAAGGUGCUAGAGCUUGAAUGUGUGUU
Messenger RNA from Salarias fasciatus (jewelled blenny), 1057 nucleotides. It is a transcript of the gene gpr6, whose product is annotated as G protein-coupled receptor 6. Gene Ontology annotation, cellular component: membrane. Lineage: Eukaryota; Metazoa; Chordata; Actinopteri; Blenniiformes; Blenniidae. Gene Ontology annotation, molecular function: G protein-coupled receptor activity. The record is from RefSeq and is a predicted model, not a curated record. The coding region runs from base 23 to 1030 and encodes 335 amino acids. The transcript has a single exon. Gene Ontology annotation, biological process: G protein-coupled receptor signaling pathway.